Molecule: messenger RNA, 2975 nt
Organism: Hemicordylus capensis (graceful crag lizard)
Lineage: Eukaryota; Metazoa; Chordata; Lepidosauria; Squamata; Cordylidae
Product: protein ATP6V1FNB
Exons: 2
Coding region: 201-851 (216 amino acids)
Source: RefSeq, a predicted model, not a curated record
AUUAGGUUUUAGGUAACUAAUACCACUGUUAACUGAUUCUAGCAUCAAAACUUAGUCCAGAUAAGGUUUUCAGUCUCUCUUGCUCUUUUAAAUUUAGCUUUUCUGACUUAUAACAGCAGCUUCUGGGGGAAAAUGAAUGUCAACUGCAGACCCUGUGUGGUGGCUGUAAUUUGAGCCUGGCUUCACUGGCCCUUUUGUGUAUGUUUCCUUGGACACCAGAGGCAGGAAGUGUUAACUUACACCAAGCACACAAGAAUCACCAUGCAGACUCCAGUCCUCUGUCCAGGGCCAUGAGAGACCUGCUAACCACACGGGAGCAGGAUGGCUGGAGGGAGCUGAUUAGCAAGGAGGCCGCCUGCAGGGUCGGCUGGAAGGCAAAAUAUGGGCAAAAAUACCCACGGCAGCUGCCAAACUAUGGGAUCUCCAGGAGAAAGGGUUUCUUGCCUGCUCUCUGCCUCCCUGAGGCAGGUCUGGGGUCUCCAAAAUGUCCAGAGCAAACGGCGCAAAGGGAGGAAGGACAACAACUGUUAGGGGAGAAGGAAGUAACUAGCCAUCAGGAACCCCUUCCAGAGAUGAGAGUCCCAACUCCUGAGAUAACACAGUUGCUAUAUCAGGGCUUCUCCCAUGAAGGCAAAGGAAGAUCCCACUACCUAAAGGAGAGAAAGAUGAAGAGCCCUGAGGAAAAGUUCUGUUACCCAGUGCUGUCGUCAUGGGAAUAUGGCUGGCGCUUAGGAGAUGUUGUUAAGGACAUCAGGACACCAAUUUAUGGCAAAUCUCGAAUUGUAAAAGAUACCUUCUUCUUCAAAAAUGGAAUUUUCUACCAUCCAUCAAAAACUGACAAGCUGUCAUGAAUUUUAAUAUCUGCUCAAAUGAGGAAAUGUUUCUGCAAUGUUGCCUAGCAUGGAUAUUUGUUGUGGUGUUGGAUGACACAAACUCUGUAAUUACUUUCCACUGUAAUUAUUCUCUCAGCUUUAGAACAUGCCCCUAACUCCUUCCUCCCCUCUUGGUCUCUCUGUGUAAGGUCAAAUAUUUCUUGUGCAAUAGAUUUAAAAUACAUAUCCUUUUGUCAGAAUGAGCUUUUGAGUUCUAUAUCUUGGAGGUGUGCACAACCUUGCAAACAUUCUGGGCCAAUUCUUGUGAUAUGGGGCCAAUUCACAUAACUGUUGUUCUGGUCAGUGCUUUUUCAUUUGACCUCAUGUGACUUCCUGAAAUGUGAUGACUACUUGAAGCUAGAAAGCAAAUCAGGUAUACAGCAGAUCAUGAGCCUACCACCAGCAGGAAGGAAAAACAGAGUUCCCACCACAUGUAUGCUAAUCAGGCGCAAAUCCAGCUGAUGUGCAAAUGCAUAUCCUCCAUUCCGGUGGAGAAACAUGCUAAAAGCCCCAUCUGGGAAUGCUCCAGGUAGAUUCCUACCUGUGGCUUUGGAGAACAGCUGCCGGUCAGAGUGAACACUAUGGGACUAGAUGGGACCAGUAGUUUGACAGUACAAAUCAGUCCCUUAGAUGCUGGGUGGGGUAUUGCAUUGUUUUAUUUGACUUUACUGUUUUCAUACAUGGGAGUGAACUCGUAAUUCACUUAUAAUGAGAAAUGUAAGACUUAUGAAGAUUUAUAGCUGCAAUUACAUUACAGCUAUACUGUAAUUACUGACAGACAUGCAUAUGCUGAUCAUCUUUCAACAUGAUAGUUCUUCUUGUCAUGGGAACAAUUAACUGCUAAUGAACAAAAGUGGUGAAGCUGGAUACAGCCCUCAGAGAUAAGACACCUCUGAAACUUGUCCUCCUUUCCCCAUAGAUUUUUAGACAAGUGACUGAUUUAACAGGAUGCCCAAGUGUCUUUAUAAGAUUGCGGCUGCAUUCACACAAUCACAGCAAUUCUGGUUAAAGUGCUAACCAGGAUCACUGAGCUUCAUGGAGGAUCCAGAAUUUCCAGGAUAAUCUAUUCUGGCUAAAUGAGGUUUAGCCAAAGCUGUUUGAUCAGAAUUGCCUGGAAAUUCUGAGUUUUCACGAUCAACUUGGUGGAGCUCAGCAAUCCUGGUUAACACUUUAACCAGGACCACUAAGAUUGUGUGAACACAGCCUAUGAGUGACAGAGCCCACCUAUAUAAUGUCCUAUCCUCUAACUGUAUGGAGCAGCAAACUGAUCUUUGAACCCUGGCUGCUGCCUGCACAGGUCACUUACAUCCAAGAGCAGAGGUGCGAGGCCCAAGCUGAUGGUAAGGCUUACCAGAAUCUCAUUUUCAAGGGUAAUUUAAAGAAUGACUACGCCAGUGAUUCUCAAUGUUGGGUCCCCAGAUGUUAUUGGACUUCAACUCCCAUAACCCCCAGCCCCAGUGGCCUUGGGUUGGGGAUUAUGGGAGUUGGUCCAAUAACAUCUAGGGACCCAUCACUGAGAAUCCCUGGUUUACGCUAUAGCAUAGGCACAGCUGCUCCUAAAUGCCCCUUGUUUGGAACUAUUUUAAUGGAUAGCCCCUCCCCCCUCCUUGCUCCCUUCUGCUGCAUUGCUGCCAGAAAGGUGGGCAAAAGCCCUGUGGUUACAAAACUCAAACUAGUCUGACUGAAAACAUGAGAUUCAGAAUAAAUAGGGGGUUAUGUUUGCCUUGUGGGUCUUGUGCUUUUGAGGGCACACAUGGCAGCUGAGCUCUCUGCACAGUUAGGGCAUACAUAUAUUUUUGAGGAAAGUUGAGAUACUCAAAACUGUAAGAAGCUUCCUGGAGGCAAGAAAAACUACAUUGCAGUCCACAGCUUAGAUUACUUCUCUUCUAGAUAUACACAUACAAUGAACUGUGUAACUUCAGCUAUUCCAAAACCUGGGUGAUGGUGAUUUGUUUUUUCUUUUUCCUCCCUUCCUUCCUUUGGCUGUACUUGCUUUUCCUUGAGAAGUUAAAGAAAUCCUAUGACUCAUUGCUCCACAGAGACUACUUGACUAGAACAAAAUAUCAUAAAACAGAGCGCUGCAAAAUAAAUUUUGUGAAUGAA